AUGUCUUCCCCGAAUCUUGGCUUCUCUCCGUGGCGGAGGAGGGCCUCGUCAUUAAGUUCCCAGAGAGUUGGCGAGAACAACCCAGAGAACCCGCUUCUUAGUCCCGGCCGAGCCUCACAUUCUGGUGGCGCAGACACGAGAGUUCUGUCGUCCUCAGUGAGUUCCGGUCACCGCGAGCCUAUCCGCUCCUUCAUCCACGGCACCGUGAGGGACCACCUAGCUCCUGUCGACAGCGCCCAAUAUGCUCGCAGUGUUCGCGAAGACACAGCUGAACUCGCAUCGUACCUUUUAUCAGACAAGAAAAAUGGCCAGAGUCCUUCUUUCCUCUCGCGCCAACGCUCACAGGCGUCACAACUCGCUCGAGAAACCGCAAUUUCGGAUAACGAGGAAGACGAGACAGCAAGCUUGCAUCCCACUAGCUCUGAGACCAUUCAAGAGCUUCCCGAACCCGCAUCGCCGGAGGAAGAAGUGGAAGGAAUCCCUGAGGAUGGCCCCUCCAUUUUGACAAGCUUGCUGAAGAGAUCACCACCUCAAUCGCACCGAGACCCCUCGCCUGACCCUCAGCCUCACACCCAGCCUUCAGAAUCUGAAACCCUCGAACCGAAACGUACAUUGUCCGCGGGCAGGUUGGGAAAUGAACCGCUGCUGUCGAGCGAUGUUGAAGUAGAUGAGCCUACCGAACAGACUCCCUUGAUAACCAGACUAUCAUCCAAUGGUUAUGAGACCAACGGAAGCACCAACAGGGUUGAUGUGGAAGGACAGAAGCAGGUUCCUAAAAAGCAAUGGUUUCGUGGUUUGAAAAAUCUGACUGUCAAUGUCGAGAAUCACAUCGUCAAUGGAGUCCAAAUUGCGACAAGCCCCAAAGUCUGGGACCGUCAAGUUCUAUGGCAGAAUGCUGUCGUGGCUCCGGUGUCAUGCUUGCCUGCUGUAAUUGUUGGAUUGUUGCUCAACGUCCUUGAUGCUUUGUCUUACGGCAUGAUUCUAUUUCCUCUAGGCAAGCCCAUCUUUGCUGGUCUUGGCUCGGCUGGCAUCUCCAUCUUCUACGUUAGCACCAUCGUUGCGCAAUUGACGUUCUCAUGCGGCAGUAUCUUCAGGGGCGGUGUCGGCUCUGAGCUUAUCGAAGUCGUCCCCUUCUUCCAUAAUAUGGCCCAGACGAUCACUGACCACAUCGGACAAGACAAGCCCGAUGCUGUGAUUGCUACCACCAUAGUCUCCUAUGCACUUAGCUCAAUGAUGACGGGAACUGUUUUCUACCUUAUGGGCAAGUUCAACUUUGGCUACAUGGUUGGCUUUAUUCCAAGGCACAUUUUGAUUGGCUGCAUUGGAGGUGUUGGCUGGUUUCUUGUCGCCACGGGCUUCGAGGUCUCGGCCCGCAUGGAUGGCAGUCUGGAGUACGACCUGGACACGCUCCAAAAGCUUUUUCAGACCGACACGAUACCUCUCUGGAUCACUCCUCUCCUACUCGCCAUCAUCCUAUUUUACAGCCAAGCGAGAGGAGCAUCGAAGUACUUCUUGCCGCUGUACAUCAUUUCCAUUCCGAUUGUCUUCUACUUCUUUGUAUUUUCAUUGGAUGCGCUUGAGCCUGAUUAUUUGCGCGAUCAUGGCUGGAUCUUCGAAGGGCCACCAGCGGAUGAGCCUUGGUGGUACUUCUAUACGCUGUACAAGUUCAAUCUCGUCGAGUGGGACGCCGUGCUUCAGACCGUUCCUGCCAUGUUCGCUCUGACCUUCUUCGGUAUCCUCCAUGUUCCUAUCAAUGUUCCGGUACUAGCUUUGCAAACUGGAGAAGACAACGCCGAUCUUGAUCGUGAAUUGAAGCUCCAUGGCUGUUCCAACUUCAUCUCCGGGCUCGUUGGCAGUAUCCAGAACUACCUUGUUUACGCCAACACCGUUUUCUUCAUGAGGUCUGGAGGCGACAGCAGACUUGCUGGUGUCAUGCUGGCAGCCUUAACGUUCGGUGUAAUGGUGAUCGGGCCCAAGAUUAUUGGCUUCAUCCCUAUUAUGAUGGUUGGAACUCUCAUUUUCGACCUAGGGUUUGAGCUUCUGCUUGAGGCUGUUUGGCUUCCAAGGAAAAAGCUGAAGCUGGCGGAAUAUCUGACGGUCAUUGUCAUCGUUCUCGUCAUGGGCAUUUAUGAUUUCGUUAUCGGCAUUGGUGUGGGCAUUCUGCUCGCCUUCGUGUCACUAAUUAUUCAGACGUCGAGGGUCCCAGCUGUCCGAGCCAGUUACACGGGCGAGAUUGUUGGCUCAACCGUGCGCAGAAACCCGUCCCAACAUCACUACCUCCAGGAAGUCCGUCGCCAGAUCUAUAUUGUUAAGCUUACGGGAUUUCUCUUCUUCGGCACCGUUGUCAGUGUCGAAGAAAAGAUCCGAGCUCUGAUUGACGACAGUGCAUUUGUUCAGAGGCCCAUCAAAUACCUCAUACUUGACUUAUAUCACGUUACUGGGCUCGACUAUUCCGCUGGUGAAGCUUUCAAUACCAUCAGCAGAAUUCUGGAUAACAAGGGCAUUAUCCUUGUGAUUAGCGGAAAGGAUGCGGAGAGCGAAGUUGGCCGGACCCUGAGACAGAUGGGACUCGGCAACAAUAGCAUCGAGGUCACACUGCUCCCUGACCUCAACUCAGCUUUGGAGAGUUGUGAAAAUGAGCUACUGAAGACGUUAUAUGCAAGCCAGGAGGAACUUCGGAGGGGCAACCGUCACGCACCAUCUGCGAACCUCGAUGUGCCGGCGAAGUCGGAUGGAGGAUCUUUUGACAUUGUUAUCAAUUCGCCACGGCGCAAUCAUCUCCAUGAGGCUGCUAGAAAUACGCUGGCGAACACAGAACCCUUAGGAACGACGAAAUGGCAGGGUUUCAAGGAACCUUUGCGGUUGAUGCUGCAAAUUUUCCAAGGACUAAGCGAGAAGAACGAAGACUUCUGGUUCCGAGCGGUCGGCUACUUCACGAAGAAAGAAUACCGAGCCGGAACCGUCCUCUUUACAAGAGGCGAACCCGCUAAGGGCUUCUAUCUAAUUGAACAGGGCAUCCUUCGCGCCGAUUACGAUCUGCCUCAGGGGUCACUGACGGAAAGCAUCGUGGCGGGCACAACGUGCGGUGAACUGCCCUUCUUCUCGGAGACGGACCGGACGGCCACGGUGACUGUGGAUAGAGACUGCGUGGUGUGGAGAAUGGAUAAGGAAGGAUGGGAACGCCUGCAAAAGGACCAGCCAGACGUUGCCCAGGAAUUGCUGAGAAUGUCGCUGAAGCUGACGAGCGAGCGUAUGACUUCCAUCACAUCGUACAUUCUGACCAUGGCGGGGUAG
Molecule: messenger RNA, 3294 nt
Organism: Colletotrichum truncatum
Lineage: Eukaryota; Fungi; Ascomycota; Sordariomycetes; Glomerellales; Glomerellaceae
Cellular component (GO): membrane
Source: RefSeq, a predicted model, not a curated record